Metopolophium dirhodum (rose-grain aphid) is the source of this 1071-nucleotide messenger RNA. Its product is annotated as arylalkylamine N-acetyltransferase 1-like. Gene Ontology annotation, molecular function: N-acetyltransferase activity. The transcript has 4 exons. Lineage: Eukaryota; Metazoa; Arthropoda; Insecta; Hemiptera; Aphididae. The record is from RefSeq and is a predicted model, not a curated record. The coding region runs from base 178 to 852 and encodes 224 amino acids.
UAAUAAAUACCUCAAAGACCACAUAUUAUCUGUUUUUCUUAUUCUAUCGUAGUAUUUAACUUAAUCGUGUUAAAUUUCAUUUAACAAUUGCUCGUUGAAUCGAUACAUUGGUCCCGUUGAUGCGACGUUUAAUUAUUGAAUGACAUUAGUCAUAGUGUUAUAAUAUUGAAAAAUAACAUGGAUGAAAUCAAAAACACCAAAGUUUCUAUCAACGUAGUACCUAUAACUGAUAAUGAUAAGCAAGUUGUGAUGAAUUCUGUAAAACAGUAUUUUUUCCGCGACGAACCUUUAUGUGCAAGUUUAGGGUUAAUGGAAGAAAAAGAAUCAGUGGUACAACUUGAAAAUUUUUGCGCUGAUAUAUUACAAAGCGGCGUAUCGUUUAUGGCAGUAUCUGCAGAGACAGGUGAAAUGAUGGGUGCCUCGCUGAAUACCACACUGUGCAGGGAUAACGAAAUAAAAAAAUACAGCGACGAGAACAAUGAUAAAAGUUCAAAAUAUAAUGAUAUCAUGGUUUUCUUAGAUAAAUCUGAACGAGAUAUUGAUGUAUUUGGGCAGUAUCCAAAUAUUGAUCGUAUAAUGGAGUUAAAAAUUAUUACAGUAAAUGAAGCAUAUAGAGGACAAGGGGUUUGCAAAGCCCUUAUCGACAAGUCUAAAGAGUUGGCAUUGGAGUUAGGGUAUCAAAUGAUUUAUGUGGAGUGCUCCAGUCAUUUUACUGCUAAAGCUGUUGAAAGAUUUGAUUUUCAAUGUAUAUAUUCGUUGUCUUAUACAGAUUACGUGAACAAGCAAGGUGAUGUGGUGUUCAAGACACAGUCUCCUCAUAAAUAUUUCAAAGUCAAUGUAUUACUUCUAUAAAAUAUUUUAUAUUAAUUUACAUAGUUAUAUACCUAACUAAAUCUGUAACGGGUUGAACCCAAAAAAGAUAAUAUUAACAUUAUGUAUAAUUUAAACUUUACAAUAAUUUGUUAUACCACCAUAGACGUAAAAAUUUAAACAAUAUUAAUUUUUUAUGUACAUGGAUAGUACUUCGCUAUCCGGCUAUUAUAGUAAUCAAUAAAAAACAUUUAAAUUUAC